This is a messenger RNA of Bombyx mandarina (wild silkworm), 1509 nucleotides long. RefSeq names its product lachesin. Gene Ontology annotation, cellular component: neuron projection. The record is from RefSeq and is a predicted model, not a curated record. Lineage: Eukaryota; Metazoa; Arthropoda; Insecta; Lepidoptera; Bombycidae.
GCCGCGUGCUCCCUCCGGCCCUCUCAAACUUGCCGCGCUAAACAAAAACUUUUUGAAAACCUAAAAUAAUUUUACUGCUAUAUUAUAUGAACAGUAAUGACAAAUGUGUUGCUGAGGAAGAUUCUGAUGGAUCCCUUUGGUUAUACAUAAAGAGGGCACGAGUGUUUGAGUGUCCGUGUGACUGGAAAUAUGCAACAGCCAUGGUCGAUAUAUUUACUAGCAAUUUUCAUGUUAGGAUUGGAUUCGAAACUCGUCGGUCAAGCAUUUCAACCGGAAUUUGCUGAGCCAUUGAUGAAUAUAACGAUACCAGUAGGACGAGAUGCUACAUUCAGAUGCCUUGUACAGAACCUUGGAGGAUACAGGGUAGGCUGGGUUAAAGCUGAUACAAAGGCCAUUCAAGCGAUACAUGUUCAUGUCAUAACCAACAACCAUAGAGUCGCUGUGUCCCACAACGGGCCAACUGUUUGGAAUCUACACAUCCGUAGCGUUCAAGAAGAAGAUAGAGGCCAAUAUAUGUGUCAAAUUAAUACAGACCCAAUGAAAAGCCAGAUAGGUUACUUGGAUGUAGUUGUAUCACCCGACUUCAUAGCGGAAGAAACGUCAGGUGAUAUUAUGGUGCCAGAAGGAGGUACUGCUAGGGUUUCUUGUCGUGCUCGAGGUAUGCCAGAGCCACGAGUCAUGUGGCGGAGGGAAGAUGGAGCUGAUAUCGUUUUGAGAGAGUCCAAUGGCAUCAAAACUAAAGUCGCUGUUUAUGAAGAAGAAGUACUAACUUUAAACAAAAUAUCUCGAUCAGACAUGGGUGCAUAUUUGUGCAUAGCGAGCAACGGCGUCCCGCCUUCUGUGAGCAAGAGAAUCAUCAUAAAAGUUCAUUUUCAUCCCGUAAUUCAAGUUCCAAAUCAGCUGAUCGGAGCACCUCUAGGCACCGAUACUACCCUUGAAUGCUACGUCGAGUCGUCACCGAAAUCCAUAAACUAUUGGGUUCGAGAUUCCAAUGAGAUGGUAAUAUCAUCCAGCAAGUACGAAGUGAUGAACACAGUUAUAAGUUCGUUUGAGAGUCGCAUGGCUUUGACUGUCCGAAGAUUGUCAGAAGAAGAUAUAGGCGGCUACCGGUGCGUUGCGAAGAAUUCUCUGGGCGAAACCGAUAGCCUCAUUAGGAUAUACGAAAUUCUCGGUCCAACAGUCAGAAACACGAGCCCGGUAACGAGGAGAGGAGACCUCAAGUACUCCACUCCCAUAGAAGAUCCCGACGAGCAGUUCGGUUCCGCCGAACGCUCUGACGACGAAGACGAGACCACUGACGUCACAGAUCGGCUUCAGUACCAGACCAGGAAUCGUACAGUACAACACACAACGAAUUCGGCACACGAACAAAAACUAAGCAACAAAGUUAGGAAAAUUAGCAAUAAAUUCGAAAUUAAAUCUGGAUUUGAAACGAACAGCUGUUGCCGCGUACAUUCCUAUAAUUUACAUAUCGCGAUACUAGUUUUAAAGUUUUAUGCUUAUAAUUGA